Molecule: messenger RNA, 2724 nt
Organism: Clonostachys solani
Lineage: Eukaryota; Fungi; Ascomycota; Sordariomycetes; Hypocreales; Bionectriaceae
Source: the annotation of a GenBank genome assembly
AUGGCUGCUCAGAUAUACUCAAAGAACGACCUCCUCCGGAUGAGGCAAGCCCCGGCCGAAGUUGAAUUGCAAAAGAAUCUUCGGAACAAGUUGAAAGGCAAAGUAGAUUUGAACGACAUUGUCCGUGCUCCAGGCCGAGGCCACAGGAAACUUGGUCGCAUCCCUGAAGAACCUCGAGAAGUAUCUGUCGAGAAAGACUUGGCGUUGGCACCUACUUCUGUUCGCCAACUUGAUGGAACCGACUCAGAAUGGAAAUACCGUGGCAGGUCUGAUUCUGAGGAUGCUCAACCCCAGCCAAUUUCUGCCCCUCCAGGUCUAGUAGCCCAGAGAGACGAAGGCUUUCAGCGUUUCUACAGAGCAGUUGUCUCCCCAACACAUGUUCGGGUCACGGCUGGAGGCCGAAUUGUACCAAACAAUCGAGCCACCUUCUCUCCAAACCCAAAAUGGGUCAAAGACAAACCUAUGAGCGAUACUGCGCCUUCCCACCGUGUUGCUGUCCAGGGACAGACCGAGCACUCGUCCUUUCAGUUCCCUCACAUCCCCCUUGGCUCAAUGCCUCAGAUGUAUGCUGGUUUCGCUCCAGGUCCAGGAGUAGCAUCAGCACAACCCCCGUACACGUUCAUUCCGUGGCACAUGGGAAUGGGAAUGAGUAUGGGUGCCAACUUCGGAAUGCCGAUUGCCCCAACCCCAGGAGUUGGGGCCAAUCCAGCAUUGAAAAAGCAUCGAGAUGCAACGAGCAGCGAGCAGCAGAGCGAAUCUGGUGUCUUUGAGAAGGAAGUAUCUGCAGCUUCGCCUCUCGAUUUCUACGAUCACACUCGGUCAAUUCUUCUGAACAACCAGUGGAUGAUCCCACCUACCGCACCCUUCUACCCUGUCCCACUCGCACCAUCGCAAGGCUUCAACGGAAUGGCAAUUCAUGCACCUAGUGCAACUCCUGGAGGAGGAAAUAGAGACAUGGCUAAUGCUAAGAAGGCUGACCAGUCUAUGGAGAACAAAAGUUCUCAUCACCUGCCCUUCUCGAAAAUGGCGACAACGGGUACAGCUCCUCAACCCAAUAGCACAAGUCUUCCUAUUUCGUCUAUCCGUCCGAGCGAAAUUACAAGAAGGCACCUUGACAUUCUUCGAGCGCGCCUCAGGUAUCUGGAGGACCAGCUGCAAUUUAACAAGCAUCAAAUCGAUGAACGCGCCGUUGAAAAUGACGCUCAGUUAGCUCGUCAAUUCAUCCAGCAGUUCGAGACAAACUACGAAAUGCAAUUCAAUCUUGAGGAGUCAUUUUAUCCCAAGAUGAAGGAGAUCGAAACCCAACGUUCUUAUGACGCAGCAACCCCAAAGCCUUCAGAGAAUUUGAAUCACCAAAAUUUGGCACCCGCAAAUAAUUGUCGCUCAGGGUCUGACUAUGGCGCAUUCUACCAAGAUGCCUUGAACGGCGAGGCGAAAUUUCACUACGGAUCGCAAAACGCGUCGGAUUCUUCGCUGUACCGCCAAGCCCUCAGUGGAAAUCUAAAGCGCGAAAAGUCGGAAACUCGUUUCGGCUCAGGCAUUAAUUCCACAAAGUCGGUGUCUGCUUUUGCCGGAUCUCAGCCAUUGACCGGAUCUCUCAGAGGCUCUCGUUCGGGAAAUGAGAAGUCAAGAUUACCGCUCGAUGCUGCGCUAGCCCCCCCAUUUCAGCCUCGAUCCGAGACUAUGCUCCAGACCUAUAAUAAAACAUUCGUCAAUGCUGCUGGCGGUUUCGGAAAGCCCGGGAAUGGAGCUGAGACUGUGAACAACUCCGCGGCUUCUUUAUCGGGAGAAAGGGUUAGUUGGGAUGCCUUGUCAACUCCUUGCGUACAACAGGAAGACAGGGUGCCAUAUCUUGUUGGCCAUCUGCCUAAUGGCAUUGGAUUGGAUCGGGCACAGGUUACCGAUUUCACCUACGAACGUGAGCUGACAGAAGAUGAGCUUCGUGCUCGACAUAUGUACUGGGGUAAAGCUCCUCAUGACCUUCAAAAAGGUCUCCCCAAAUUCAAUGGCAAGGACUUUUACCCCCCUUCGCCGUUGAAGGAUCACAGCGCAGACAGCGCGGUAACUCGCAAAAUGCCAACUCAAGCAGGCAAGACAGCCAUGAGCACCCUUCAAGAGCAGGCUUUGGCCGCAGACCCUUUCAAGUUACUGGGUCAAUCGGGACAUUUGUUCUCUCGUGACGGUCCUGGAAAUUCCACGCAGUCAGAAUCGCUACCUGGACCUGAACACAAUCUUUUACGAGCCGCAGUAGCUGGCGCGCAUCACACUUGUGGAGGGGCCUUGAAGCGAGGAGGGAACAGUUAUGACGAGCUUGCAGCCAAAAAUCCUUUCAGGUUGUCUAAGUUGCCGAUCGUUGAUCCCAAGGAAAGCUCAUCUAGCGAUGAAUGUGACGAGGACAGAGAGUUACUCUUCAAAGGUCGGAAGGCCAUGCAGCAGGCCAAAACACAUAACCGCAUCUGGUCCAGCAUGCUCAACAAAGGAAACUCGAGUGCCGGCGCUGUUCCCGGUGCGGUUUCAACUACAACUGCGCAGGGGGUCUUGCCACAAUACGCUGGCCAUGCCACUGCCUCCCUCACACCAACUAUUGCCAACAACAGAGCCUCUUCACGGACUAAUAUGGCCAAGUCCAAUGACGCUUAUCAUGUCAAGACGAACGAUAUGCUGCAGGGGCAUCAAUCGGAGAAUUGCCCUCCUGGUUUCAACAACGCGGGCACCAAACGAUAG